UGUGUGUGUGUGUGUGUCAGAGAGAGAGAGAGCAUGUAGAGGAAAUGCUUUGGCGGGAUGAAGAGACUCACUGAACAACAUGCAGCUUUAAAGUGCACAUUUAAAAGCAACAGAUCAGUUUUCUUUCUUUUUUUUCUGGAGCCCUUAAAAGAUCUGACAGGGCUGUACUGAGGAACAUCUGGAGUUUUUGACAUUGAUCUCAGGAAGGGACGGACGCUCGCGCGCAUCUUAUGCAAUUAGGCAAGAGAAAACGAACCACUCAGAUUAUUAUUAUUAUUUUAUUUAUUUUUUUUUUUUGCGUGGGAUAUAUUUCUGACUUUGGACUUUAUAGACUACGGUGGUGUUCCUGAAGGGAUUUCUGUCACCCCAGUGAGUGGACACAGGUCUAGGAACUGAAGUGUCCCAGUAUGAGUGUGUUGGUGUCGCUGGUGCAGGUCGCAGCGGCUGUGGUCCUGACACUGACCCCCACUCAGUGUUCCCACUCAGGAACUACCAAGAGCACUUCUAAAGUAAUCCUGUUUCAGGAGGUGUGGGGACGGAGCUUCUGCCGCACCAUCGAGACACUGGUGGAUGUAGUGCAGGAGUAUCCUGGGGAGGUGGAGCACAUCUACAGCCCUUCCUGCGUGCCACUGGUCCGGUGUGCUGGUUGCUGCGGAGACGAGAACCUUGAGUGCCACCCCACGCUAACCUCGAACGUCACUAUGCAAUUAUUAAAGCUGAAGCCAGCGGAGCAGGGACAGGAGUAUGUGGAGAUGAGUUUUGUGGAGCAUAAAAGCUGUGAAUGUAGACUAAGAAAGCGUACACCAAAACAUGACAGGUGGAAGCCAAGAGGGAGGGGAAGAAAAAGAAAGGAGAAACAGCGAGUAAAAGACUGUGAUGGGUGCCAGCCUCCUCGAAGGUAAAUGCAGUUCCUUCCUGUUCUCUGCCCAUCUCGUACUGCCUGCCCCUUCAAUGUACUGCCAGCCUCUUACAGCAUCCUGCGUCACCUCAACCUCCAGAUCCAAGAUGCACUGUUGUCAUGGUGAUGGGGAGAUCACCGGGGACAUUUCAUAUACAGGAAGUACCUUUUGUGAGGUGAUACCCUCAGACUUGCGUCUCACAAAUUUCCUGAGGAGCAUAACAGUGAUGGGCCAGACCUAGUGUCAGAGCUAGAACAUGAGCCUACAGGACACUGGCUUUAUAAAGUAAAAGAAAAUCUAUUAUUAUUAUUAUUAUUAUGAUGAUUAUUAUUAUGAUUAUUAUUAUUAUUAUGCACACAAUCUAUGACACAUCACAUAUUUUUAUUUAUUGCUUGCAAACCAGAAGAGAGAGAGCAUGUUGGGUUGUUUUUGACUGAAUACUCUGCUGAAGUUUGGCAUGAGUAAAAUUGGGAUUUUUUUUUUUUUUACAAAUAAAAAUUUAAUCACCAAAGACAGAUGGUUUUGCCAGAAAACCAACAAUCAUCAUUUCUGAUGGUUUUUUUUACCAACAUAAGCAAUAAGUUGUAUUAUUAAUACCUUUGUAUUAAUGAGUUCUCUGAGUAAAUGUAAUUAAAUAUGCAGUAACUGAAAGCUGAUGGUUAUGCAAGCAUUUAAAGCUGGGACAAAGACCAAGCAACUCCUCCCUUUUUAGUAAUAUAUUGCUUGUUCACAAAUACCAGUCCCUGUGAAGAGUUUUCUCUCCCUGUCUCCUCCCUGUCCCCCAUGACCCUAUACACGGUUGUACCAUUAGCAGACUGUCUGUUGGUUUGGCAUUCUAGCUGUCAGAGCUCCAGCCAAACAUCUCUAAGAUUGUCUUGUCUUACAAACAUUCACUCCACAAACCAAAUUUUCAAGCUUGAAUAAGUUCACAUAAAGACGGGUGCACAUGGACUGCAUUAGAGCUCAAAGUGACUUCUAAUAUGAUUUGUACAUUGAUUUAGUGACCUCUAAUGGUAUUGAGAAAGCAAGUCAAUAUAUUAUCAUUUUCUAAAUAUAAAGAUACCUGCUGUACCAUACAUAUGAUUUAAAUCAUGACAGUUCAUGGAAGAGUCGAUAAAUUUAAGAGUCUGUGAUUUUGCAAUAUGAAAGACGAGUGUAAAUCAACAUAAAUUGAAGUUUGAAAUAAAAGUACAUUAUUUUUUUUCUAUUAAAAUGGUUCAUAAAAGGAUGGGUUCAGGUCAACAGCAUGAGUCUCAACCCAAUAAAUAAAUAAAGUAGUAGUAAUAAUAAUAAUAAAUAAAUAAACAACACCUGCUGCUAAGACUACUUGGCCUAUAAAUACAAAAGUGACAAAAUCAGUUUAACAAUCUUUCAUCAAAUUAAUAUUGUGUAAAUUCUUUCAUUUCUCAGAUUUUAGCACAUCACCAGAUAUAGAAUUGUAUUGUACUUAAACUGGCAGCAUUUUCAUUGUGUUGCUGAGUGUGAACAUAAGAGCAAUUUUUUUUUCAUUUUUAUUACCAUCAUGGGUCAAGAGUUUUAAAAGUUAUUUUCAGUUUCAUGUAUAUUGUACAUAUUUAUAUAUGAUCUUGAUAAUGUAUU
Messenger RNA from Neoarius graeffei (lesser salmon catfish), 2498 nucleotides. RefSeq names its product placental growth factor b (gene pgfb). NCBI's taxonomy places the organism in Eukaryota, Metazoa, Chordata, Actinopteri, Siluriformes, Ariidae. The record is from RefSeq and is a predicted model, not a curated record. Gene Ontology annotation, molecular function: chemoattractant activity; vascular endothelial growth factor receptor binding; growth factor activity. Gene Ontology annotation, cellular component: membrane. The transcript has 7 exons. Gene Ontology annotation, biological process: positive regulation of mast cell chemotaxis; positive regulation of endothelial cell proliferation; positive regulation of angiogenesis. The coding region runs from base 408 to 902 and encodes 164 amino acids.